Molecule: messenger RNA, 873 nt
Organism: Peronospora farinosa
Lineage: Eukaryota; Oomycota; Peronosporomycetes; Peronosporales; Peronosporaceae
Source: the annotation of a GenBank genome assembly
AUGAGUACACCUGUUGUAAACCUCAACUUUUUACGUGCUGGUAGCCGUGGUGCUUCUGUAAACUACGGUGGUGCAAUGCCCAAUAUGCACAUGAAUGCUGUAGAUGAUCUAUGUGAGCACGCAAGCGCUUCGACUGCCCUAUCCGCUGGCUUUAUGCUCCCGCCCGUAGCAGAUCCAGCUGCUUACUCACGUGAACACUUUAAGGUCAAGUAUACCGAAGAUAAUGAGCAAUCCCUGCAAUUUGCAAAGGGGACCACAACCCUAGCUUUCAUCUACGACGGUGGUAUUAUCGUGGCUGUUGAUUCACGUUCGACCAUGGGCCCCUUUAUUGCGUCACAACAAGUCAAGAAGGUGAACCCCAUUAAUGAUUAUAUCUUGGCUACAUUAGCUGGUGGAGCUGCUGAUUGUCAGUUUUGGCAACGUAAUCUGGCUGUGCAAUGUCGUAUGUAUGAACUACGUAAUCGUCAUCGCAUCUCGGUCCGUGCAGCUUCGAAGCUCAUUGCCAAUACGUGCAACUAUUACAAGCGUUAUGGCAUGUCAUUGGGUAUGAUGAUGAUGGGUUAUGACAAUGGGAAACCUGUACUGUACUAUGUGGACGAUGAAGGCUCUCGGAUUCCAGCCAGUAAGGUUGCACCCAAAUUCAGCGUCGGCUCGGGCUCGACGUACGCCUAUGGUGUGCUGGACACGAAUUGGCGGUGGGAUUUGACGGAUGAUGAGGCUGUGGAACUCGGGAAACGAGCCAUUUACCAUGCGACGCACCGUGAUGCGUACAGUGGUGGAUUUUGUAACGUGUUUAUUUUCAAGCCUGAAGGAUUCAAACACGUCGUGCACCAGGACGUCAAGGAAAUGCACGACUACACGCGCGACAAUUAA